Prorocentrum cordatum is the source of this 384-nucleotide messenger RNA. NCBI's taxonomy places the organism in Eukaryota, Dinophyceae, Prorocentrales, Prorocentraceae. The record is from the annotation of a GenBank genome assembly.
AUGUUCACGGUGGACCUGUGGAGCCUCGGCGUCAUACUGUACAUCAUGCUCAGCGGCGUUCCGCCGUUCGACGAGGACGGGGGGCUCCUCUACCAGCACAUCCUGGCGGGCCGCUACGACUUCGACGUGCCACAGUUCCUCGCCGUGUCCGACGAGGCGAAGGACAUGGUGCGCCGCCUGCUGACGGUUGACCCGAGGGCGCGCAUCACCGUGGCCCAGGCCGCUGGCCACAGGUGGCUGCAGGCCGCCGCCCCCAGCGAGGACGCGCGCCAGCCUGGCCCGCCAGCCGAGCAGCGCGAGCUCAAGAGGCGCCGCACGGCAGCGGGCGCCCCCGCUGGCAGCCCCCCGCCCCGCCCAGCCGGCGGCUGGGCGGCGAUGGUGUAG